Messenger RNA from Neogale vison (American mink), 2690 nucleotides. RefSeq names its product heat shock transcription factor 2 (gene HSF2). NCBI's taxonomy places the organism in Eukaryota, Metazoa, Chordata, Mammalia, Carnivora, Mustelidae. Gene Ontology annotation, molecular function: sequence-specific DNA binding; DNA-binding transcription factor activity. The transcript has 13 exons. Gene Ontology annotation, biological process: regulation of DNA-templated transcription. Bases 95 to 1414 code for a protein of 439 amino acids. The record is from RefSeq and is a predicted model, not a curated record.
AGCAGCUGCCGCCGCCGCCGUCGCCACUACCGCCGCCGCUACUGCUGCCGCCGUGUUCGGGUGUAGAAUUUGGAAUCCCUGCGUCUCGUUAACAAUGAAGCAGAGUUCGAACGUGCCGGCUUUCCUCAGCAAGCUGUGGACGCUUGUGGAGGAAACCCACACCAACGAGUUCAUCACCUGGAGCCAGAAUGGCCAGAGUUUUCUGGUUUUGGAUGAACAAAGAUUUGCAAAAGAAAUUCUUCCCAAAUAUUUCAAGCACAAUAAUAUGGCAAGCUUUGUGAGGCAACUGAAUAUGUAUGGUUUCCGUAAGGUUGUGCAUAUUGACUCUGGAAUUGUAAAGCAGGAACGAGAUGGUCCUGUUGAAUUUCAGCAUCCUUACUUCAAACAAGGCCAGGAUGACUUGUUGGAGAACAUUAAAAGGAAGGUUUCUUCUUCAAAACCAGAAGAAAAUAAGAUUCGUCAGGAAGAUUUAACAAAAAUUAUAAGUAGUGCUCAGAAGGUUCAAAUAAAACAAGAAACUAUUGAGUCCAGGCUUUCUGAAUUAAAAAGUGAGAAUGAGUCCCUUUGGAAGGAGGUGUCAGAAUUACGAGCAAAACAUGCACAACAGCAACAAGUUAUUCGAAAGAUUGUCCAGUUUAUUGUUACGUUGGUUCAGAAUAACCAACUUGUGAGUUUAAAACGUAAAAGGCCUCUACUUCUAAACACUAAUGGAGCCCAAAAGAAGAAUCUGUUUCAGCAUAUAGUCAAAGAACCAGCUGAUAAUCACCAUCAUAAAGUUCCACACAGUAGGACUGAAGGUUUAAAGGCAAGGGAGCGGAUUUCAGAUGACAUCAUUAUUUAUGAUGUAACGGAUGAUAAUGCAGAUGAAGAAAAUAUCCCAGUUAUUCCAGAAACUAAUGAGGAUGUUAUAGCUGAUCCUUCCAACUGUAGCCAAUACCCUGAUAUUGUCAUUGUUGAGGAUGACAAUGAAGAUGAAUAUGCACCUGUCAUUCAGAGUGGAGAUCAGAAUGAACCAGCCAGAGAAUCACUAAGUUCAGGCAGUGAUGGCACCAGUCCUCUCAUGUCUAGUGCUGUCCAGCUAAAUGGCUCAUCUAGUCUGACCACAGAAGAUCCUGUCACCAUGAUGGAUUCCAUUUUAAAUGAUAACAUCAAUCUUCUGGGAAAGGUUGAGCUGUUGGAUUAUCUUGACAGCAUUGAUUGCAGCUUAGAGGACUUCCAAGCCAUGCUGUCAGGAAGACAGUUUAGCAUAGAUCCAGAUCUCCUGGUUGAUCUUUUCACUAGUUCUGUGCAGAUGAAUCCCACAGAUUACAUCAAUAAUACAAAAUCUGAGAAUAAAGGAUUAGAAACUACCAAGAACAAUGUAGUUCAGCCAGUUUCAGAAGAGGGAAGAAAAUCUAAACCCAAAACAGCCUGAUGCAGAGGAGUAUAUGGCUUCAGAGUAUACAUUCAAGAAGGAAGAAAUUUGGCUUCCUGAAUCACUGCUUAGAAGAGAGGCACCCAUCAAUCUUGGACACCUAUUGUAGACUUCAGGUGAGUGGAGAACAAACUAUUCUGUUCUGCCUUCGGGUUUUUUUUUCGGGUGGGGGGAUUGAUCUUAGUGUUCACUAAUACUCAAAUUUUGGCAAACAUUAAACAAUAAAAUUGUAUGAGAAAUAACAUUUUUAGUGGCCCGAACAGGUGUUGAUUGGGGGGAAGGAGUACUUCCCCAAUUUUUUUGUAUCUGAAGCUGAAGAUUAUCAGUGUAAGAAGCAUCAGUUUCAUUCCUUUUUGUUUUUGUAAGUGUACAACUCUUAAAAACUUUGUAAUACAAAAAAGUAUAUGAUGGAAGAAUUUGGUAUAGCACUAUCAGUCCUUUUAACUCCUUCAUAACUAUAUACUAGAACUAUUGUAUUUUUUAAUGAGUUACCCACUGGUGACUUAAUUAGAUCAUCGUUCAAUUUCAUCAACAGCAAAAAAAACCCAGAAACUACCUGAAUUGCAAAAGGAUUCUGCCCCCAGUGUCAUUCUUUCUCACCAGUAUUUAAAAAUUUUGUCUUUAUCGGGUGUUUCAGAGUUUAUCCAGUGCCUUAGUAAUGCCUUAGAUUCAGAAUGCCUAAGAGAUACAUCUUCGUUAAAUGUGGAAAGUGAUUAUUAAAAGAGGGAUGAUGCCCUGAUGUUCUUAAGGCAUCUUUUCAGGCAGAUCCAAGUUCAGGAAGGAGUAAUAAGGAAAUUGAAGAUCUGGACACUGAUCUCUAAUACCUCUUGUUUACCAGAGGAAGUCUCCGUACUGUCUGGAAGACAAGUACCAUAGUAUGAAGACCAUUAAUUUCAAGAGUGCCCCCCAUCUUCAUUCUCAUUUUAAGUUUCUUUCAUUUAAGGGGGGUGGUUGUAAGUAUCGGCAUCAGAAAUCACGUAGAACAGAGCUGAAUGUUCUUUCAGAGUGUGUCACCUUGUUUUUCAUAGGGAUGGUAUACUCAAGUGAUGAGGCUUAAAUUGACAAUAGUCUGCAGACUGGGAAGAUGAUGAAAUGAUAUUUGUUGUGAUGAACAUGUUACAUUUAAGAAUUAGAGCCUAAAUGUUCAUUUCAAGCACACAUAAAAUAUUUUUUGAGAAUUGGCUGCAUAUUAGGCCAUAAAGCAAAUUAGAAAAUUUCAUGGAAUUGGUAUCAAACAGACUAACUAUAAUACAAAUAAAUCAGACCUUUACAGUUA